Messenger RNA from Poecile atricapillus (Black-capped chickadee), 330 nucleotides. RefSeq names its product feather keratin Cos2-2-like. Gene Ontology annotation, molecular function: structural constituent of cytoskeleton. Bases 1 to 330 code for a protein of 109 amino acids. The record is from RefSeq and is a predicted model, not a curated record. The transcript has a single exon. Gene Ontology annotation, cellular component: intermediate filament. NCBI's taxonomy places the organism in Eukaryota, Metazoa, Chordata, Aves, Passeriformes, Paridae.
AUGUCCUGCCCUGAGAAGUGCCAGCAGUGCCAGCCCUGCAACCCUUGCUGCCAGUCCUGCGGCCCCUGCCCGCUGGCCAGCAGCUGCAAUGAGUGCUGUGUCAGGCAGUGCCAGAGCUCCCAUGUCGUCAUUGAGCCGCCUGCUGUGCUGGUGACCCUGCCCGGCCCCAUCCUCAGCUCCUUCCCACAGAACACCGCCGUGGGAUCCUCCACCUCCGCUGCCGUUGGCAGCAUCCUCAGCUCUGACGGAGUGCCCAUCAGCUCCGGGGGCUUUGACAUCUCCUGCAUCACCAACUGCUACGGUGGCAGCAGAUGUUGUCGUCCUUGCUAA